Molecule: messenger RNA, 8595 nt
Organism: Rotaria sp. Silwood2
Lineage: Eukaryota; Metazoa; Rotifera; Eurotatoria; Philodinida; Philodinidae
Source: the annotation of a GenBank genome assembly
AUGAAUGAGAGUGCUAAUGAACGAAGUUCAAUUUCAAGUGAUAUUGGUGAAGUUGAAAUUCUUAAUGAUGAUAUGGAAUUGGAAGAUCAACGUUUUCGUUUUAUUAUUACUUAUCUCAAUAUUGUUUAUGGUACAACACCAAUUGCAUUUAAAAAAGCUAUUAUAAAUAAUGAAGUAAAUCGUAAAGUUAUUGAAUCAUUUUUUGAUAAACCUGAUCGUAAUAUAAUUCUUAUAUUUGAAAAUUCUGAUGCAUUAAAUAUUUUAACUGAAUUUCCAAUUCCAUUGAAAUCGAAAAUAAUUUGCUUUGUUAAACGAAAUGAAAGUAUUAUUGAAAAAGAUAUUCCAUUAAAAAAACAAAUAGCUAUUGCAGAAUUUACAUCGUCAUCAAUUACACAAUUAAGUUUAUUUAUAUCUGAAAUUCUUUGGCCAAUAAUACAACGAAGAAAAACACUAUUCGAUUGGCCUGAUAUUGUGCUUCGUAGUUGUAUAGAAAAUAUAUCUGAAUUAACAAAUUUAUUGACAAUAAUCAAUGGAAUACUUCGAGGUCAAACAAUCUUAUCAAUACCACAUGAAAUUGAAUUUUUAUCAAAAUCAGAUUAUCUUCGUGUACUUAGUCAUAAUAAAACAUUUGAUGGUCGAAAAAUUCGUUUAUUAGAAAAUCUUAUAAUCAGUUGGAAAAAUCAAAUUCAAAAAGUAAUUAAUUAUGAUCAUGAUCCACCGAACAAUAAAUAUUAUACAUUACCAAAUGUGGAAAUUGAGUUCUGGACAAAUCGAGCAGAAAAUUUGCAAGGAAUUAAAACACAAAUGCAUUCACCAUUAGUUCGACGUCUUGCUGAAGUUCUUGAAAUUUCUAGUUCAAAUUAUUUUUCAAGAUUUCGUACUAUGUUUCGUGAUGUUAUUCAAUCAUUAGCUGAAGCACAAAACAUUGCUUUAUAUUUAAAAGCACUUGUACCUAUUCUUGAAAUAAUUGAAAAAGUUCAAGAUAUUAAAUCAAUAUCAUUAUAUUUUGAUCGAUUAUUUCAUACAUUAGCUUUAGUUUGGGCUAAUUCAGUUUAUUAUACAAAUAUAGGUCGAUUUAUUGGAUUUUUACAACAAUGGACAAAUCUGAUUAUUUUAAAAAUUCGUGAUUUGCUUCAACCAAAUGAUUUAUUUGUUGAUACAGAUUUUGAUGAACCUAUUCAAUUGAUUAAUUUAGCACUUGAAAUAUGUCUUCUCUAUAAAAAAUCUUAUCAACGUCGCAAGGAAUUAUUACCAUCAUACUUUAAUGAUGAUCGUCAAGCACUUUAUUGGGAAAUACCAGAGUCAAAAAUCUUUGAACGAUUUGAUCAUUUUGUUGAUCGUCUUAAAAUGCUUAAAGAUAUUCUAUUAACUGCACAAGAAUGUUCUAUAUAUGAAUCAAUUGAAUUAGGUGGUAUUGAUGCUGAUGAAUUACAGAAUAUUUUACAAAAAGUUAUUGGAGAUUUUAAAUCAACAUACGCUGUAUUUCGUGGUCUAUCGGAUGAUAUAACAAAUGAAUCUAAUCUUGAUUUUCCUAAUGCUUAUAAAACAUUUCGUAAAAUUGUUUUUACUGGUGAUGAACGUAUUGCUAAUAUUCUACAUCGUUUUCUUCAUCCUUGUUCUAAUCAUAUUAAAACAACUAAUAUUGAUAAUAUUUAUCGACUACUUCAUAUUUUUGGAUCAACUUUACAAAGAAAUCGACUUAAACAUGUUAUUGAUGAAUAUGCAAAUACUCUUUUGAAUAUAAUUGAAAAUGCAUUGAAUGAAGAUCAGAUAUUAUUUGAUGAAUAUAUUAAAGAUUCAAGUUCAGUAUGGUUAUUAUCUAUGCCAAAAUUAAUUUCUCAUUAUCGAUGGAUUGAACAAUUACGUCAACGUAUUCAUAAUCACAUAGAACCAUUAAAAACAAUCGAUAUCAAUAUUAAAGAUAAUGAUGUUUAUAAACGAAUACUUGAACAAGAAAAAAAUAUUCUAAUAAAACUUGACAAUUUUAUUGAAAAUAUAAAUCAACAAUGGAUUAAUUUAUUUCAAAAAGAAAAUUUGUUACAUUUAAAUGAACCACUUCUUAGAAAAGAAAAGGAAUAUUAUAUCGUUAAUAUCAAAUCAGAACUUGCUGCAGCUUUACAUGAAGUUAUGCGUCUUUAUCAGAUACCAAAUUUAAUUCUUUCACCAGAAAUUGAAGAAUUCUAUCAACAAAUAGAUCGAUUUCAACAACAAUUUAUCGAUCUUGAGAUUGCACUAACAGGUUUCUAUUUAGAUUAUAUUACGAAGUCCUAUCGUCAUAUAUAUGACAAUGUUCUUAUUAUUGAAUAUCCAUUAAUUCAUGAAGAAUUAACAACUAUUGAAAAUGAUCUUGAAAAAGCAAGUACAGUGGUUACAUUCAAUAUCGAUAUAGAUUCAACUGAUUUUAUUCGUCGUCUUCGAACAACAAUUAGUGAUUUUGAAGCACGUUUUUUCAAAAGCAAAUCAAAUCUAGAUGAUAUGCAAAAAAUUCUAAAACAUUUUCUUAAAAUGGCAUUAUUUUCACGUGGUGAAACUCGACAAGAUCCAUUGCUUAUUGUUUAUGAAAAAGAAGAUAGAGUAAUAAAGAGAAAUAAUGAAUUAAGAGAUGCUGGUUUGCGUUUACAAGAUAUUCUUAAACAAAAUAAAUGGUUAUUAAAAGCUGAUGCUGAUUCAGAUAUUUGGAAAGCAUAUGUUGAUUAUGUGGAUGAAAUCGUUAUAGAAUCACUUUAUGAAAUUAUUGAAUAUAAUCUUAAUUAUCUACUUGAAGAAUCUGAUCCAACACUUAACAAACGUCCAUUAUUUGAAGUUCAACUUAUAUUAGAUGUAAUCAUUUUUGAAAAUUUAAUUAUUGAAAAAUUUAAUUUUGUUUUCCCUAAGGAUCUUGAUUUACGUUUUAAUCCAACUCUUGAAUUUGGUAGUGCUAACGGUCUUUAUGAUAUAGUUGAUACAUUAAUAGGUAAUAUUUUUCGACAAGCUGCUAUGCUUCCUCGUCUUGCUGAACAUUCUGGACAAAAACAUUAUCAAAAUGACCUUGAAGAAAUGAAAGAAUUAAAUGAUCGUCGAUUAAAAAUUAUGGAACGAUUACGUGAUACAAUGAAAGAAGCUAAUGAUUGGAAAGAAGAAGUUGAAGAUUAUUCUUAUUUAUGGCUUGAUGAUAGAAAAGAACAUAUGAGACAAUUUCUUCUCUAUGGUCGUUCACUUGAAGAUUAUGAACUAGAAAAUCGUGAACAUAUUAAAGAAACACCACCAAGUUUAAUACAAUUUCAAAAUCAAAUCGAUUUAUUUCAAUCAAUAUAUAAUGAUAUUGAUAGUUGGGAUCAAACUUUUCUAUUUAAUAGUUGGUUAAGAGUUGAUGCUCGACCUAUUAAACGACAAUUACUUACACUUGUUAAUAAAUGGAUUAAUUUAUAUAAAAAUUAUUUAAUUGAUCAUGUUACUGUUUCAUUAAAUGAAUUAGAAUUAUUUAUAAAACAUGCAACAGAUAUGUUAGAACGUCAAGUUAAAUCUGACGAUUUAAAAGGUUUAAUUGAUAUGAUGACAUUUUUAAGUCAAGUACGUGCUCGACAAGAAUAUACAGAUGAUAUGGCUGAACCAAUUAAAGAUAUAAUUGAAUUACUUAAAUCAUAUGCAUACGAAGUACCACAAUCAAUUUAUGCAAUGCUUGAUGAAUUACCUGAAAAAUGGAUUGUUAUUAAAAAAAUGGCUAUAAAAAUGAAACAACAUAUAGCACCAUUACAAGCAAAUCAAAUUAUCAAUAUUCGUAAUCAAAUUAUUGAUAUGGAAAAGAAACAACAAGAACUUAGAGACAGAUUUUUAAGAGAUGCACCAUUUAAAUAUGAUACAAAAGAACCUUAUGUUGAACUUGACAAUUGGGCAUCACAAUUACGUAAAUUCGAUCAAGAAGUUCAACAAUUAACUGAUCUUGCUAGUAUAUUUGAUAUCAAUAUUCCUGAAUAUAAAACUGUAAAAUUAUGUCGUAAAGAAAUGCGUCCAUUAAAACAAUUAUGGGAUUUAAUUUAUUUAAUACGUUCACGUAUUGAUGAAUGGACAAAAACUCCAUGGAAACAAGUGAAUAUUGAAUUAAUUGAUCAAGAAUUACGACAAACAUAUUUAAAUAAAGAAUUACGUUUACUUGCUAAAGAAUGUAAUCAAUGGAAUGCUUAUCAUGGAAUUGAAAAAGAUGUUAAAAAUCUUGUUGCAUCAUUACGUUCCGUUGGAGAAUUUCGUAAUAAUGCCAUAAGAUCACGUCAUUGGGAAGAACUAAUGAAAGAAACAGGUGUUCAAAUUCAUAUGACAAAUGAAACUAGUCUACAAGAUUUACUUGUUCUUAAUUUACAUAAAUAUGAAGAAGAGGUUAAAAAUAUUGUUGAUAAAGCAGAUAAAGAACAAGGAAUGGAAAAAAUUUUACAUGAUCUUGAAAAUACUUGGUCAAAUAUGAAUUUUCAUAUUGAAAAACAUCCACGAACAAAUGUAACAUUUGUUUCAAUUGAUGAUGAUAUACUUGUUGCAUUAGAUGAACAUCAAACACAAUUACAAACAUUACUUUCAUCAAAAUUUAUUUCACAUUUUAUUGAUAAUGUUAUUGCAUGGAAAAGUCAAAUGUCAACAGCUGAUAUGGUUAUACAAUUAUUAACUGAUGUACAACGUACAUGGUCGAAUUUAGAAGCAAUUUUUAUUGGCACUGAUGAUAUUCGAAUACAAUUACCAGAAGAAACAGAAGCUUUUCAUAGAAUCGAUAAAGAAUUUAAAAUAAUAGCAAAAGAAAAUGAAACUGAUUUAAAUUUUAUUCGUUGUACAAAUCGUCCGGGUCUGUAUGAUCGAUUGGAAAAAAUGAAAGAUAAUUUACAAAUAUGUCAAAAAGCAUUAGAAGAUUAUUUAGAAAUCAAAAGACUUGCAUUUCCACGAUUUUUCUUUGUAUCUGGUUCGGAAUUACUUGAAUUUUUAUCUAAUGGAAAUGAACCAGAAAAAGUUAUGCGAUUAUUAAAAAAAGUAUUUGAUAGUUUAAAUAAAUUAGAUUUACGUGAAGAUACAAACGGUAAUAAACUUAAAAUGGCAUAUGCUAUGUAUUCGGAUGAUGGUGAACAUGUGAAAUUUUUUAAUGAUUGCAAUCUUGAGGGAGCAGUAGAAAUUUGGUUAUUACGUUUAUUAGAUUUUCAUUGUGAAACAAUCAGAAAUUGGCUUAGAGUAGCUGUAACUACUUAUGAAGAUAAACCUCGAGAAGAAUGGAUAUUUGAUUAUCCAGCUCAAAUAAUUCUUACUGCGAGUCAAAUAUGGUGGACAACAGAUGUUAAUGGAACAUUUGCUAGAAUGGAAGAAGGCUUUUCAAAUGCAUUACGUGAAUACAAUAAAAAACAAAUAUUGCAACUUAAUUCACUUAUUAAUUUAUUAUUGAGUUAUUUAAAUGACCAAGAUCGUGAAAAAAUAACAACACUUUGUCUUAUUGAUCUUCAUGCACGUGAUGUUAUUUCAAAAAUGCUUAAUCUUAAAAUUGAAAAUAGUAAUGAAUUUACUUGGCAAUCACAAUUAAGACAUAGAUGGGAUUCAAAAGAUAAUAAUUGUUAUGCAAACAUAUGUGACGCUAGAUUUAAAUAUCAAUAUGAGUGUUAUAUAACGUUAACACAAUCAUUGCAUUUAUAUGUUGGUGGAGCUCCAGCUGGUCCGGCUGGAACUGGAAAAACUGAAACAACGAAAGAUCUUGGUCGAUCAUUAGGUGUUUGUGUUUUUGUUACAAAUUGUUCAGAACAAAUUGAUUAUAAAUCUAUUGGUAAUACAUUUAAAGGAUUAGCAAUGAGUGGUUGUUGGGGAUGUUUUGAUGAAUUUAAUCGUAUAUCAAUCGCAGUUUUAUCUGUUGUUGCAGUUCAAGUUAAACUUAUUUUUGAUGCAUUAAGAGCUAAACGUAAACUAUUUAAUUUUAUGAAUACAGAAAUAAAACUUCAUCCGUCUGUUGGAAUUUUUAUAACAAUGAAUCCUGGUUAUGCUGGACGAACAGAAUUGCCAGAAAAUUUAAAAGCAUUGUUUCGGCCAUGUGCAAUGGUUGUACCAGAUUUUGAAUUAAUUGCUGAAUUAAAUCUUGUAUCAGCUGGAUUUACAGAUGCACGAUUAUUAAGUAGAAAAUUUGUUACAUUAUAUACAUUAUGUCAUAAUUUAUUAUCAAAACAAGAACAUUACGAUUGGGGAUUACGUGCAAUUAAAUCAGUACUUGUUGUAGCAGGAACAUUAAGACGGUCGGAUCCUAAUAUGAGUGAAGAUAAAGUACUUAUGAGAGCAUUACGUGAUUUUAACAUACCAAAAAUAACUAUUGAAGAUAUGCCAGUUUUUCUUAAUCUUAUUGGAGAUCUAUUUCCAGCAUUAGAUGUUGAACGGAAAAGAGAUCAAGAUUUUGAAAAUAAAGUUCGAACUGCUGCUAGUGAUCUUCAUUUGCAAGCUGAAGAAGCAAGUCCAACUGUACAAAAUAAUUUUGUACUUAAAGUUGUUCAAUUAAAAGAAAUAUUUGAUGUACGACAUUCAGUAUUUAUUAUUGGAAAUGCUGGAACAGGUAAAACACAAAUAUGGAAAACAUUAUACAAAACUUAUCAAAAUAUAAAACGUCGACCACAUGCUAUUGAUCGUAAAAUCAUUUUAAAAGUAGAAUUAAAAUAUAUAUUUUAUUUAUUUUUUGUCUUUUCAGUUGAUCCAAAAGCUGUUACUAAUGAUGAAUUAUUUGGUUAUAUGCAUCGACAAACUCACGAAUGGAAGGACGGUCUAUUUUCAACUAUUAUGCGAGAUUUAGCUAAUAUGACAUCAGAUUCACCAAAAUGGAUUGUCCUUGAUGGUGAUAUUGAUCCAAUGUGGAUUGAAUCACUAAAUACAGUUAUGGAUGAUAAUAAAGUCCUUACAUUAGCUAGUAACGAACGGAUUCCACUUAAUGAAACAAUGCGUUUAUUAUUUGAAAUAAGUCAUUUAAAAACAGCUACACCAGCAACAGUAUCUCGUGCAGGAAUUUUAUAUGUAUCAACAAAUGAUAUUGGAUAUUCACCUGUUUAUGUUAGUUGGGUUGAACAACGUGAAUCAACUAGUGAACGUAAUCAAUUAUUAUUAUUAUUUGAUAAAUAUAUACCACGUUGUUUGGAAUUACUUAAAAGUGGACGUGUAAAAACAAUUACACCAUUAGUUGAUGUUUGUCAUGUACAAAUGCUAUGCAAUAUUCUUGAUUGUUUAUUAACACCACAAAAUUUACCAGCAGAUUGUCCAAAAGAAUGGUGGGAAUUAUAUUUUGUUUGGGCAACUAUAUGGGCUAUUGGUGGUUCACUUUUUCAAGAUCAAAUGAUUGAUUAUCGAAUUGAAUUUUCUAAAUGGUUUAUUCAUGAAUUUAAAAGUAUUAAGUUCCCACCUCAUGGAACUGUAUUUGAUUAUUCAAUUGAACCACAAUCAAAACGAUUUGAACCAUGGUCAAAACUUGUUGAUGAAAUUAAUUUUGAUCCUGAUUUACCAGUUCAAUCACAAUUAAUACCUACGAAUGAAACAGUUCGUUUAUCAUUUUGGCUUGAAGCACUUAUAAAAAAAGGUGUUUCAGUUAUGUUUGUUGGUUCAGCUGGUACGGGUAAAAGUGUUAUAAUUAAAAAUCGUUUGGAAAAAUUUAAUUCACAAAAUUUUAUGAUUUCCACAAUUCCACUCAAUUAUUAUACAACAAGUGAAAUGUUACAAAAUUCAUUUGAAAAACCUUUAGAAAAAAAAGCUGGCCGAACAUAUGGAGCACCAGGAAAUCGACAAUUGAUUUAUUUUAUUGAUGAUUUCAAUAUGCCUGAACGUGAUAAAUAUUUUACUGUUCAAGCCCAUACCAUUGUUCGUGAAUAUCUGGAUUAUCAACAUUGGUAUGAUCGACAAAAAUUCACACUUAAAGAAAUUCGAAAUUGUCAAUUUGUUGUUGCAAUGAAUCAAAAUGCAGGAACAUUUAAUAUUGAUGCUCGUCUUCAACGACAUUUUGCAACAUUUGCUGUUCCUUUAUCAAAUAAAAAUACUCUCCAUGCAAUUUAUUCGAAAAUGCUUGAAAUGAAAUUUUCAAAUAUUAAUAAAAUUGAUUUAAAAACACAGACAAGUUUUUUAAAUCAAUUUAUUACAGUUGUUAUACAAUUUCAUCAACGUGUUUCAAGUGUAUUUUUACCCACAGCAAUUAAAUUUCAUUAUUUUUUUAACUUACGUGAUUUAUCAAAUAUUGUUCAGGGAAUGUUAUUAGCUUCAUCAAAACAUAUUUUAAAUUCACAAGAUUUGAUACGUUUAUAUAUGCAUGAAGCUGAAAGAACAUAUUCAGAUAAACUUAUUAAUCAAGAUGAUAUUGAUUUAUUUAAUAAAAUUUUACGUGAAACGAUACGAAAAAGUUUUGAAUUUGUCAAUGAUGAAACAUUUAUUCGACCACUUAUUUAUUCACAUUUCUCUGGUGGAAUGAGUGAUGGACAAUAUACAGCUAUAUCAUCAAUGGAUAAAUUACAACAUGUAAUUGAAGAUGCAUUAGCAUCAUAUAAUGAAACAAAUCCUUCGAUGAAUUUAGUAUUAUUUGAAGAUGCUCUUAUUCAUGUUGCACGUAUUAAUCGUAUACUUGAAUCACCGCGAGGUAUGAUAUAG